Austrofundulus limnaeus is the source of this 1804-nucleotide messenger RNA. It is a transcript of the gene aarsd1, whose product is annotated as alanyl-tRNA synthetase domain containing 1. Gene Ontology annotation, molecular function: ATP binding; Ser-tRNA(Ala) deacylase activity; nucleic acid binding. NCBI's taxonomy places the organism in Eukaryota, Metazoa, Chordata, Actinopteri, Cyprinodontiformes, Rivulidae. The record is from RefSeq and is a predicted model, not a curated record. Bases 99 to 1337 code for a protein of 412 amino acids. Gene Ontology annotation, biological process: regulation of translational fidelity; alanyl-tRNA aminoacylation. The transcript is spliced from 12 exons.
GUUAAGUUUGGACCAUGUUGCGACCCGUUCGUGACUCCUGUGAGUCGGUGUUUUGGUUUUGACAGCUAGUGGUGUUUUCCUCUUAAAAACAGCCUCAAAUGGCUUUUCAGUGUCAGCGAAACUGUUAUAUGAAAGAGUUCAUUACUUCUGUGGUUUCCUGCUGCCCCGCGGAACUAAAACAAGAAGUGAAUGGAAAGAAAGAAACUCUCAAAGGUUUCAAUAUUAAGCUCCAAGAUACGAUUUUAUUUCCUGAGGGAGGAGGUCAGCCGGAUGACCACGGACUGAUUGGAGAGGUUCCAGUUCUGAGGGUGACCAGACAAGGACCGGAUGCUCUACACUUUGUGACCUCACCUCUGGAGGUGGGUCAGGAGGUGCACGUGAAGGUGGACUGGGAGAGGAGGUUCGAUCACAUGCAGCAACACUCCYGUCAGCAUUUGAUCACAGCUCUGGCAGACACAAUGUUUGGAUACAAGACCACAUCCUGGGAUUUAGCCCGUCAGAGAAGCACGAUUGAGCUGGACACUCAGUCUGUAAAACCAGCUCAGCUUCAGGAACUGGAAGAAGCUGUAAAUGAGAAGAUCAGAGCUCACAUUCCUGUUAUUGUUAAACUUCUCUCUAUAGACGACCCAGCUGUAGAAAAGGUGAGGAGUCGUGGACUGCCAGAGGACCAUGCAGGACCGGUUCGGAUUAUUGAUAUUGAAGGCGUUGAUGCAAACAUGUGUUGCGGCACCCAUGUGUCUAACCUUAGCGACUUACAGGCUAUUAAACUUCUUGGAACGGAGAAAGGAAAGAAAAACAAAACCAACCUGAUCUUCCUGGCAGGAAACAGAGUACUAAAGUACGCAGAGAGGAGCUACAGCACCGAGCGUUCUCUGGUAUCGCUCCUAAAGACGGGACCAGACGAGCACGUCGAGGCAGUUGACAAGUUGCAGAAGUCUGUGAAGCUGCUACAGAAGACUAAUCUGAGCCUGCUUCGUGAUAUGGCAGUCCUGAUCGCUCAGAACUUCAGGAAGGAUCCUGACAGAGGGAGCUUCUUCACUUUACACAAAAAAGAGGGCGACAAUGAGUUCAUGAAUAUUGUUGCUAAUGAAAUCAACACAGAGGAAACAUUGGUUUUCCUGACUGUUGGAGAGGAAAAGGGACCUGGUUUGUUCCUCCUCGCUGGACCCAGUGGACCGGUGUCUGAAUUGGGACCACGGGUUUUAGACUUGCUUCAAGGGAAGGGGGCGGGGAAGAACGGGCGUUUCCAGGGCAAAGCCAACAGCCUGGCCCGGAGAGGAGAGGUGGAGGAUCUUCUGAGGCAGCACUGCAAACAUCACAGCUCAGAGGAAGAAUAAAGCCAGCAAUCAUUCAGAAGUUAUUCUUUUAAAGAGAAAUAAAAACAAUAACGACAAUUCUGUUUUAAAGGUGCAGUAUAUGAAAAUACUUUAGCAGGAAUACUUUUAUCCUGUUAAUUAGCUUGAGCACUUUUAUCACGAUGUACUGUUUUUGAAUGACAAAAGUAAACACUGGCAUGGCCUAAAAAUAAUCACAAAGAGAAGCUGCUUAGAUCCUGGAUCAGCUACACAAUCCUUUACUGAGAUUAUUGAAGACUCAAGUUUGGUAUUUUAGUGUCAUGAAGCCGUUUCAGUUCAUCUUAUCAAACAGGGUUCCUACACAGCCUUGAGGGGAAAAAAGUACUUUCCAGGUCUCUACAUAUAGGGGAAAAUGGUUUGGUAAAAUGUUAUGGUUUCCAGACUCUUACCCAAUGCAUUCAAUGAAUUUCCUAAAUACUAAAAAAAUAAACUUCUAAAUGUUGCUCAAA